AUGGACGAUUAUUCGGUUGAGGAACUUCUUGAACUUGAGGAACUACUCGAGUUUGAUCCGGACAUGGAGGUAUGGUAUUCUGAUGAUGAAUCUGAAAAUGAUGAAGAGGUAGAAAAUUCAGCAGUUUUAAAUAAUGAUAAUCAAAUACCUAUUCGUAACUUAGGGGGUAGAACAACACAAUCACGUGAAUUAACCGAUUUCCAAAGAAAACACAUGAUUGACAAACUUCUUUUGCUUGCAAAUGAUGAAUUAAAAAUACCUCCACGUGCACAAAUUGAAAUUGCUCUAGAGUUUAAUGUUUACAGAACCACUGUUUGGAGGUAUUGGUCAAAAGCAAAAAUACGAAUUAGAAGGGGGGAAACGAUAGAUGUGAAGGGGCAGAAACCUGGUAAGGUGGGAAGGAAGUGUAAGGAUUGGGACUUAGAUCGACUACAUGCUAUACCGGUAGAAAAAAGAACCACAAUCAGAAAAAUAGCAGAUGCACUUGACAUUCAUCCAUCAACAGUUUAUAAACUAAUUAAAUCAGGGAAAAUACGAGCAUGUAGCAGCAGCCUUAAACCUUCUGUCACACCUACUCACAAGAUAGCUAGAAUUGCACAUGUUUUGAGGCAAAUUAUUCCUAGAAAUGUGAACACACCACCUAAAUUUUCAGCAAUGUACAAUGUAAUUCACAUUGAUGAGAAAUGGUUUUACAUGAGUCAAAAAAGUCAGAAGUUUUAUCUGUUUCCAUGGGAAGACGAACCUUAUAGAGCAUGCCAAAACAAAAACUACAUACCAAAGAUGAUGUUCAUGGGUUGCGUAGCCAGACCUAUCCUAGGAACAAAUGGAGAAAUAUUGUGGGAUGGGAAGAUUGGUAUGUUUCCUUUCACUUACACUGUCGAAGCACAAAGAAGCUCAAAAAACAGAGACAGGGGCACACCAGAAACAAAGGCGAUUGUAAGUAUCACUAGGGAGGUUAUCAGAGCAAAACUCAUUGAAGAAGUGCUGCCAGCAAUCAUGGCCAAAUGGCCUGCUAAUGCAUGCAAGGAGAUAUGGAUUCAACAAGAUAAUGCUAAGCCACACAUAAGUGUCGAUGAUGCCGAAUUUAGAGCAGCAGCUACUAAAAACGGUUUUAAAAUCAGAUUAACAUGCCAACCAGCACAAAGCCCAGAUUUGAAUGUGUUAGACUUGGGGUUUUUCAGAGCUAUUCAAUCACUACAAUACAAGGCCUUUCCUAAGGAUACAAAGGAACUUUUAAAAUCAGUGGAAGAUGCUUUUCAAGCUUAUGAACCAAGACUCGUGAACUACAAUUGGCUACAUCUUCAAUAUUGCAUGUUGGAGAUACUGAAAGUUGAAGGGUCAAAUAAAUACAAAAACCCCCAUAACAAAAAGCAUGCAAUGGACAGGUUGGGUAUUCUCCCAACUCAAGUGGAGGUUCCAGAAGAGCUGAUAGAAGAAAGCAGGAAGAUUUUAGCAAGGGGGCCUACCAAUUGA
Messenger RNA from Spinacia oleracea (spinach), 1473 nucleotides. RefSeq lists its product as uncharacterized. The coding region runs from base 1 to 1473 and encodes 490 amino acids. Lineage: Eukaryota; Viridiplantae; Streptophyta; Magnoliopsida; Caryophyllales; Amaranthaceae. The record is from RefSeq and is a predicted model, not a curated record. Gene Ontology annotation, molecular function: nucleic acid binding. The transcript has a single exon.